This is a messenger RNA of Rodentolepis nana, 1302 nucleotides long. The record is from the annotation of a GenBank genome assembly. NCBI's taxonomy places the organism in Eukaryota, Metazoa, Platyhelminthes, Cestoda, Cyclophyllidea, Hymenolepididae.
ACUACAACGAAGACUUCACUCCCUUUGGAUGAUUCCGAAGAUUCCGAUGAUGAUUUAGAAGAAGGCGAGGAAAGAGUCCACGACAAAUCUACGCCUCCAGGUUCCUCUGACAAGUUUUACGCCAGAAAUGCGAGCAAUGGGGUCGAAAAUGAAGCUGGGAAUAGGGAUGUUAGUCCCAAUAUGUCCUUAUCGCUGGAGAAACCUAUGGAGGAUUUAAUUAAAGUCGAAUCAAGCCUCUAUGAUGAAUUAUCAGUUUUCGCUGAAACGAUUGAUCUUUGGGAUAAGGAUCCUGCUUAUAUUGCAAAUAAAGCUUCUGCUAAGGUAGUUUCGAAAUUUUUUGCUUCCUCGAAUUCAAAUAAUGCACUUCCUGAAGUUCUUCAAUUUCAAAAUUUCUUGUUAAAUAACGGCGGACGAACUGGUGGUUGGACAGAUUUCAAUCACCAAACUUUUCUUAAAAUUCGUCGUCGAUACUUACCUCGAAAUUUAAAGAAAAUCUGCUCAGUUCCUGAUAACUUAAGGGAUCAGUUCUUACAAGAGGUUACGUCAGCACUUUACUUGAAUUCGAUCGAACGAGCUCACGAUCAUGAUGUCUGGUUUGUCACGCUUAACAAACUGGAAUUAUUAAGUAAGAAUGCAAUGAAGAAAUUCAAAACUUGUCAUAAAAUAACACCUUCUGUGGAAGAAACAGGAACUCAAAUAAGACCUAAAUUAACGAGUGAAAGGUCUUUAGAUCGUUCACAGAAGAGGGAUCAGAUCAUUGCUUGGCGUGAGGCAAAACAGCGUGAGCUCGAUCAAAAGUUGGAGGAAGAAAGACGGAGAAUGGAGGAACAACAACGAAUUGAAGAACUGAAACGACAGAAGCGUGUUAAGGAACUAAAAUCUCGAAUGGAGGAAUACCGUUUGAGAAGGGAGAGCUUGGGGGAAGUUAAAGCUGGGAGUCAUCAGAUCCAUGAAAGAAUCAUGAAUUCCUCAAAGAAGACCCUUACAGAGUUAGAUAAGAAGAGGAUAAAUGAAAGGAAUAGCCACCUUAUCCAACUCCAAAUUAGAAGGAAACUCGCAAAAUCUCGGAAACAGCAAGAGAGCCAGGAUCGAAUAAACCGCGCAAAUUCCAAGUUCCGCGUGGAAGUCAAACGCGACCCCGAUCGAGCAAUGGGCCACACGGAGCUGUGGAAGCUUCGAAUGCAGGAUCUGAAAGAGGAGAAGGUUCAGGCGUCUCGUUUGCAGCCAACAGCAAUGAGAAUUUUGUCUGAUCGACCACAGAGAGCUGUACCCGAAUGGAGACGACAAAUAACUGCUACCUAA